Molecule: messenger RNA, 771 nt
Organism: Eremothecium gossypii ATCC 10895
Lineage: Eukaryota; Fungi; Ascomycota; Saccharomycetes; Saccharomycetales; Saccharomycetaceae
Gene: GIR2
Product: Gir2p
Exons: 1
Coding region: 1-771 (256 amino acids)
Biological process (GO): cytoplasmic translation
Molecular function (GO): protein binding
Source: RefSeq, marked provisional
AUGGACUAUCAGGAGGAGCAAAAGCAGGAGCUGGAAGUGCUUGAGUCCAUCUAUGCCGAUGACUUGACGGUGGUGUGCGGGGAGUACCCGAAAAUCCAGUUUGAAGUGGACCUAAAACUGGAUCUGAUCCCGCUGGCAAGCUCUUCAUUCACGGCGGCUGCGAUCAGCAAGGAGCAGCACUUGGUGGUGGACAUUACGCUGCCGGAGCGGUAUCCCGAGGAGGCUCCGCAGCUGAGCAUUAGGCCGUGGGACGUGCGCGGCGGAGACGAGGCAGGUGAGGAGGAUGAGGAACAGGAGUACGACGAGCACGGGAACCCUGUGGUUGCGAAACUGGAGAAUAUUCCGGACAGCAUUUCAUUUGACGGCGAGGUGGACGGCUUUGCAAGCCAGGCCAUGCGGCAGGUGGAGGAGGACAUGCUGCUGGGAAUACAGAUGUGUUUUGCGCUGAUCUCGUCAAUAAAGGAGGACGCGGAGUCGUGGUUUCAGAAGGAGCUUGAGCGCCGAGAGAAGGAGCACGAGCGGCAGCUACGCGAACGCGAGCUCGAAGAGCAGAAGAAAUUCCGCGGAACGAAGGUAACGCAUGAGUCGUACAUGAGCUGGAGGGCUAGCUUCCGGCAGGAGCUGGGGCUCGACGAGCGCGACCAGGAGCGGCGGAUGCAGGCGCACCUGGGCAGGCUGUCGGGGCGCCAGAUCUUUGAAGAAGGGCUGGCUGGCGAAGAGGACGUUGAGGCCGGUGAGGACGACAUAGUACAAGGAAUAAAACAGUUAUAG